AUGGAUAUUUUAAAACGUGAUGGUAUGACUGAUUGCAAACCUCUAUCAACUCCAAUACCUGUUUCGAAAUCUCUUGUUACCUCUUCAGAUUUGUAUGAUGAUCCUACACAAUAUCGGAGUCUGGCUCGAGUUCUUCAAUAUCUUACUAUCACCAUACCAGAUUUAUCCUUUGCAUUCAAUCAACUUUGUCAACACAUGCAUUCUCCUACAGAUACUCAUUGGGGACAAGCCAAACGUGUGUUGAGAUAUGUCAAUGGGACUCUAUCUUAUAGUUUACAUAUUCGAAAAUCUGAGUUAAGAGAGUUAUAUGCAUUCUCGGACUCAGACUGGGCUGGCUGCCAUGAUGAUCGUAAGUCAACCAGUGGUUAUGUUGUUUUUCAUGGGUCGAAUCUUGUAUCUUGGGUAUGCAAGAAGCAAAAAACUGUUGCAAGAUCUUCUACGGAGGCCUAUAAGGGUUUAGCUGAUGUUUGUGCUGAGGUAAUCUGGGUUCUCUCACUCUUACGUGAGAUUGGCGUCACUGGGAUUUCCAUUCCAAAGCUAUGGUGUGAUAAUCUUGGUGCUACAUAUCCGUGUGCUAAUCCUAUUUUUCACGCUCGCACUAAACAUGUUGAAAUUGACUAUCAUUUUGUGAGAGACAGAGUUGCCAAAGAAGAGAUUCAAGUUGAUCUUCACCAAAAUCAACUUGCUAGGUUUUCUUUUCUUAGAGACUAG
Messenger RNA from Ipomoea nil (Japanese morning glory), 711 nucleotides. RefSeq lists its product as uncharacterized. The record is from RefSeq and is a predicted model, not a curated record. Bases 1 to 711 code for a protein of 236 amino acids. The transcript has a single exon. Lineage: Eukaryota; Viridiplantae; Streptophyta; Magnoliopsida; Solanales; Convolvulaceae.